Messenger RNA from Schistosoma mattheei, 5868 nucleotides. The record is from the annotation of a GenBank genome assembly. NCBI's taxonomy places the organism in Eukaryota, Metazoa, Platyhelminthes, Trematoda, Strigeidida, Schistosomatidae.
AUGGCUUCGGACUUUUAUAUUUCUAACGUUAAGUUAGAAUAUCAGAAACUUAGAGAUAGAGUUGAAAAGCUUGAAAAAGAAAAAGAAAUGCUCAUGGCAGAACUCGGACACAGGGAACAAAAUUUUUGUGGGAAUAUACUUGCAUUUGUUGAGAGUUUGUUUUUGAAUACGAAAUACAGUGAUGUACUGUUCAAAACACCGAACGUUCUUGUCCCAGGGCACAGAUUUGUUCUCGAUGCUAGGGGAGGAGUUUGGAAUGUUUAUACAGAGGAUGGUGUAGAAUAUAUAAAUAUACAAGGUUAUCGUCAAAAUGUAUGCGAAGCUUUUAUUCUAUGGACUUAUAGAGGCAUAUUGGAAGAGUACGAAGCACAAUGUUUGUCCGAUUUAAUGACACUUGCACGAGAAUUUUGCUUGCCUUCCUUAUUUACCCAGUGCGAAAUCGCUUUAAUUCCUCUAGUGACAAGAGAAAACUGUCUGUCAUUGUAUUCGUCUUCGCAUAGAUUAAGAGCCACCCGGUUGUUAGACCAUUGCUUCUCGUUUAUGUCACGUGUUUGGCCUAAUUUCUCAGUGAAAGAAAUUUCUACAGUUUCUGCCCCUGUCUUGCAAUCUUUUCUCGAGAAGUAUUCCAAGUUCCCUGUUCACUCAGCAAUUGACCUUGGAAGAGAUGACACAGUUUUAUCUUUGCUUAACGUUGAUCAUCCAAAGGCUAAACUCCUCGUAAAUCAACUGAAUGAAAAUGGUCUAUCACCGUUAUAUAUGGCCCUAAAGGAUGCAAAUUUCGAGCUUGCUGAGAAACUAAUUGGUCUUGGCGCAGAUAUAAACGCACUUAUUGGUCCUACUGACGAAAAGCAACCUGUUACUCAGUUUGCGUUUAGAAAAAAACAUUAUGAAGCUAUCCAAUUUCUCUUGCUUCAUGGCUCCAAUUGUGAUUUCUGUGAUUCAAUCUCGUCUCGCACACUACUUCAUAACAUUGCAGUAACCGACGCAAAGGAAAUGUCAGAAGCUGUGAUAAAUAUAGCAAAAACAUUAAUCCAACAAAGUGCUAAUAUUUCUUCCCAAGAUAUAGACGGAAAUUCACCGUUGCAUUUAUCUAUUUGCACAAUAAUUCAACCUAAUUUAGAUUUACCCAAUAAUCAAGGAUUAUGUCCACUGUGGUUAGCGCUUGUUAGAAAGUUCAAUUUUCGUGAUCCAAGUGUUUAUGGAUUUAAAUCUAACUCAUUGACAAGUAAUUCAUAUGACUUCGCUAGUCAGUUGAUUGAAAAUGGUGCUAACGUGAAUUAUAGAUUUACUGAUGUUCAUUAUUCUGCAUUGAAUGGUAAAUCUUUGAAGAACCCACUUCCAGGUGACACUUUGCUUUUGGCUGCUUCACGAAUCGAAUGGGAAUCAGCUGCUUUAUUUCUUCUUGAUCACUCACAAUGUGAUCCUACUUUAGAGUCAUUUACUCAAGGAGAAACAGUUUUUCAUGUUGCCGUAGAAGCUGAACUGUCUAAUUUAUGCAAUUGCUUGAUUAUGCGGAACGACACUGACCCAAAUCGUUUACGGUUUUCCAAAGUUAAUAUAAUAACAUCAGACAGUGAGGAAAUCCUGUCACAAACGUCUUACGAAAGUACUUGUGUGAAAGAAACUAAUCAAAUGAACUUUACGAAGUCAUUAAAUCCUUUCGACGAUGACUAUGAAAGUAAUGAUUACUGCAAUCUCUUAUCUAACCCUAUGGAUAAUAUAUCAUGUCAAGUGAAUAGUUCACAUUUAUCCACUGACUCAGCAGUUAACGGUACUAUUAUUUCCACUCCAUCGGUAUUAAAUUCAUCAUCACUGAGAGAAAUUAAAAGUGACCACAAGUCUACCCAACAAAUAUACUGCAGUCCUUUACAUCUUGCUGUACAACACAAAAUGUUUGGAAUACUCGAAUUUUAUCUUGAAAACAACGCUAAUGUUGAUUGGUUGCUAUUGAAUGAGUCUGGUGAUUCAGUCAUCAGCUUACUUUUGUGGUCGGAGCAGUUUCAGUUGGUCAAGAGAAUAUUAGAAUCUAUGUGUAAUCAAUCAAAGGAUACAUCAGCUAGUCAUGACUCUAAAUUCAAUGAAUCCGAUAACGUUAUUCAAUCAUUUCUAAAUAAAAUGCCUACAAAAUGUAAUAAGCCAUCUUUAUUGAUUCAAUCCAUUGAACGUGACCAAUUCGAAGUUGUGAAAUUCUUGGUCGAACAUGAUGCUGAUAUUAAUGAGAACGAAACUGACUGUCAGUUAUAUAUCAACCCUCUAUGGACUGCAUUGAAAUUGAGAAGAUGGACAGUAGCUGAUUAUUUGGUGAAUCAUGGAGCUGAUGUUAAUUCAUGGGCACCGUUUAAUGGAACAAAUGCAAAAGUCACUCUACUACAUCGGGCAAUCCAUGAGAACAAUGAAGAGGCUGGUGUGUUUCUAGUGAAACGAAACUGUGAUGUCAAUGCGUUUGCACAGUUUGAUUAUUCAGUAGAUAAGAAAAAAUCAGAUCAUAUUAUACCAGAAUUAGCUCGAUCACCACUGCAUAUGGCCACUUUAAUUGGAAUGUAUGAACUCGUUCAAGUACUUAUCUCCAGUAAUCGUGUACAUAUUAACCAACAGGAUUAUAAUGGUGAAACUGCCUUACAUUUGGCAAUCAGAUCAAAAAAUGAAAAACUUGCCAACCUGUUAAUUGAAGCACCUCAAAUAGACUAUACCGUGCGUGAUGCACAAGCAUACACCGUAUUUCAUGUAGCUGUGGAUUUACGUCAACGUGCAAUUGCACAAAGUCUUUUGAAAAAAGACCCUUCUUUAGCUUUACAAGUUGAUAGUUCAGGACGUAAUUUUCUACAUAUUGCAAUAGAAAAUUUCGAUCGUGAAGCUAUUUUUCUUCUUAUUCAAAUUGGAGUUGAUAUGAAUGCUUGUGUACGUGAUGCACAUCGUCUCACACCCUUCCAUUUAGCAAUUAAAACAGGUGUAGAUGAGGAUAUUUUACGUAGUUUGCUUCUUGCCGGUGCAUCUAUUAACUCACAAACACCACAGAAACAAUACGGUCUUCAUUUGGCUGUGAUUUACAAUAGACCGGAAUUAGUACAUUGUUUAUUAGAGAAUGGAGCUGACCCCAAUUCUCAAGAUUCUGAACGUAAUACACCAUUACAUCUAGCUGUUCGACAUGCUAGAGUAGAUUGUCUUGUAAAAAUUCUCAAUCAUUCCGCUACAAAUUGUUACUGUAUAAAUAUCAGAGGUCAAUUGCCGAUCCACUUGCUGGCUCAACAUCAAGGUCCAGUCAGUGUUGAAAUGCUUGAGUAUUUAUUAGAGGUAUCUGUUGCCAAUCAAAUCAAUGCCCAAGAUGCUGCUGGCAAUACUCUGAAUAAUGCAAUUGUUGAUUUCACCUGCUUGUGGUAUAACUUUACGAAAUGUAUUCAGAAUCAGGAAGGAUGUUUUGCUCUAAUUAUCCCAACUACUUCUUCAAUUGAAGUGAUUGAGUUACCUCCUACCUCGACCGGGGAUAUUUGCUUAUGUAGGAGAAGUAGGCUAGAAGAAAACUGGAGAAGGCAAAGCUGAACUGUGCCACCAGUCUAUGAACUCACUAACAGUUGAACUAAGCCAUGUAGGCACGUGCGGACUAUCGUGUUGGAGUUCGUAGGAUUAUCAUAAUUAAUGGUUAGUGAUUUUGAAUGACGUAUAACAACUUGAAUCGACGCCAAUAUGCGGCGCGUUCUACGCUGCAUAAGCAGCUGUUAUAAUUUUAGGCAUUAGAAAAAACCUUAAUGAACAAUAUUCAGGUAAAGUGUAUGACUUACGAGUACGAAAGAUAAACUAAAGCGUCUAAAUUAUAUAACAAUACAAAUUCUUUUUUGUCAAUAAAUAUUUAAUUAUUACGCGACUAGUUAUAUAAUAAUUUGAAAUAAGCUGUUUCUUAUGAAUCUUCUUCAAUCGACAGAAGGUUCUGAACCUAGGUAGUUGUCACCUAUUUGCAUAAUAGAUCUGCAGUCUCAAGUCUCACUGUGAUUUGAAUCAUCACCCAAUGUUACAGCUGGCGAUGUUAAAAUUAAGUCAUUCAACGCAUUAUCGACUCCCAAUAUGACUAAUAUAUUUAUAAAACGAUUAGUCCCUUUGAUCAAUUUCGAUAAUGUAAUAAGAAGACGAUAAUCUUCGUUUUAAUAUAUUGAGCAAUAGCCUGUGUGCAUGUUUCGUAUCAAGUUCCAUUGAUCAUGCUGUAAAGUGACCAACAGUUCGACUUACUCCUCAUGGUGUAAAUUAUUUCCGAAUUUUAGUUUGGGUGGUUACCUUCAAGUAGCUGACAGCGGAACAUAGUUCACAAUGACUAGUCGCUUAGAUUUGUGGUCAAAGUAAAACUUGUUCGUUAUAAUUCGAUCAACCCAAGGGACUAGCCAAAACUCAAUCAAUCUAGUUAUUUUAAGAAUUACAGUUAUCAGUUAGUUCGUUUUACAACUUGUCAGGUUUAGCAUACUUCAAAUGUCUGCCACAAUUUUUGAAAUCACACUUAAAUUUUCUAUGGGAAACCAAUGAUUUUCAUCAUAAUCUUAAUUCAAGCCACCUAGUUUUAUUAAUUGGUUUUGAUUUUGCUAUAAGUUUCUGAUUUACUGAACACAUACAGUUCUUUUAUACACGAACUCCGCUGUUCAACAAUCUAUCGAUUAAAACGACAUGGAAAAAUAUGUACGGACUUUUUUAGUUAUAGUUAAAUUUUGAAUUUCACUCUAAAUUAUUAUUGUAACGUAUAGUUGAGAAGUUAAUUGAAAAUUUGCAUGUUAUUUUUACGUUCUUUGUUCGUUCUAAUAGUUCUCUUCUAAUUUGCAAGUAAAUUGUUAAUCAAUGGAGUUCGACUCCGUCAAAAUAUAAAAGUAUCUUCUAUGUUAUUUUAGCAAGUAAUCAGUCAGUCAUUGACAAUAUAGAGUGUGAAUCUGCUAGAGACGUAACAAAAAGCAUACAAACAUAACAGGUGAAUAUUUGAGUCAAUGUAUACAAGCAAAGCCAUUACCUGGCGUUUUUUCACCACGGUGUGACGCCAUUUAACGAACAAUAAUAAAGCAAAAGACACUGGAAUGUUACUUCAUCCUAGUUUGCCCCUUCAAAUUAGUGCUCAUUCAUAACCUCAUACGCAUAUGACCCUCAUCUUAGAAAUAAAAAGGGGCACAAUGAGCAUCUGUGAAUUUCACUGGAUUAAUUUACUUAUGGAACGCUAAUUGGUUCUUGAUAUAAUGCAACCCUCAAGUAAUCUCAUAAUAAAAAUCACCUUGUGAUUUGUCAAAUUAUUUCAAGGAUACAUUUUUUGAAUGUUCGUGAAAAAAGAUGUCGCUCAUUUUGUUUUACAUUCAUAAAUAUUGUUUAUUUUCUAAAUGUUAAUUUCUUCUUACAUGUCACUAAUUCUUUGUCUUUUUAAGAAAAAAAUUAAUUACAUUUGGUCUUAAUAAGUUUUUCUUGUUUUGUUUGGUUCUGUUUUCUUCAUCUUUCAGCAUUAAUUCUCGCAUAUCAAGCAGGAAACAUAUCACUUUGUACCGCAUUACUUCAAGCCGGUGCAUCUUUAGGAAUUAUGAAUUCUGAAGGGGAUACUGUGUUUAGUUUAAAUAAAAAGAAAUGUAAAAGUUCAACUCCUGGACAUGUUCUUUCACAAUUACUAGAUUCACUUAUUCAAGAACCUCGAUGGGAAGAUGGUUCUGUUUGUGUUGAAUGUUGCGUGAAGUUUGGUAUAACUAACAGAAAACAUCACUGUCGCCACUGUGGACGUUUACUUUGUGCUCAAUGUUCAGCAUUCGAAAUACCAAUUGUAAAAUAUGAACUUUCUAAACCAGUUCGAGUAUGUGAGGUUUGUUUUAAUUUCCUGAAUAAUCCAUCCUAGUAUAUGCAUAUUACUGACGAUUAUGAUUUUUA